Molecule: messenger RNA, 1432 nt
Organism: Suillus clintonianus
Lineage: Eukaryota; Fungi; Basidiomycota; Agaricomycetes; Boletales; Suillaceae
Exons: 7
Coding region: 135-1160 (341 amino acids)
Molecular function (GO): protein binding
Source: RefSeq, a predicted model, not a curated record
CGAAAGGCUAACGUUCAUCCGUGACAUAGUCUAUCAGCAUUCAGCCCUCAUUGACAGGCUAUAUCUCCAAGGGCAUUGCCCUCUGCGGAAAAGGCAAUGUCCGGGACGCGAGGGUAGCAUUUGAUGUCGCAUCCAUGUUCACGAACCAAGAUUCACAAUCCAUUCAUUUUCUUCUCUUGAUCAAGGCCAUUGCCCUCUUCAAUGCAGAUCAACAUGACGAAGCGAUGCUGCUACUCAAAGAGCUAGCUGCCGCUUGUCCGAAUGUUGAUACACAUGCGCGUCGUGUCGUAGAAGCAUAUCUACGCGUUCAGCUUGGAACCAGGGCCUUGGAUAGCGCGCAUCAUGACGAAGCCACUGACCACUUCACCGCCGCCGUUGACUCUAACACUUUCCCAUCAACAAUCAUGUUUGGGCUAUGCGAGGACUUGAUCGUACUCUUCGGCUGGGAUCUCGAGUCCUUCUGGCUCACUACACACCAGAAACGCUGUCAGGCUUUCCUUUUGGCAGGUAAAGUCGAAGAAGCCCUUGAAUCACACCAACACAUGAUGGACGCCAUCGACGAAACUGAGAAGGCUAGCUGCCUCGAUUGGUCCAACGGCAAGGUUUUAAUAAUGCCGCUCGACUGUGCGCUCGCUGCUCAUGACGACCGUAUUCUUGGCGCUGAGAUUCCGGGGCAAGAUCAAGAUGGCUAUGAUGCAGAACCUGAUUUCUUCCGGGGCAUGCAUGGUCAUUCUCAAAUUUCCAGACCACGACCUCAGCAGCGCCCGGGGCGCUUAAAGAAACUCAGGCUCGCUAUGACAAGGAAUCCUCGUCCAGUUCCUCCACCUCCACCUGUACCCGCACCAGCACCGCCCACCGCCUUACCACUUGCCGCUACUCAUACGACCUUCACAGCCCACGUACAACACCUAUUUACCUGGCGACCCGAUCACGCAGCACCACCCGUCGUUGAAGUUCCUUUUGCGCAGGGUCGAAAGCGUAAUGCUGCAGCGGGUGCUCCUGCUGAUGACGAUCCAGACAUUAUACGUGCUGAAUAUCUCGAUGAUGGUCCACAGGACCCAGAUACGCAACAACGCAGCACCCAAGAGCAACAGCAACCAGUAGCAACGCAGGUAGACACUGGGCAACAUCGAAGUGGCAAAUCAUGUUUCUGCUGUUAGCGGCUUUCUUGAAUGUUUUUGGGUAUUUCAGAUCUGUCAUUGCUUUUGUUUGUUGCGAUAUCUACAUUGACCUGAAGCAGUAUCUUUUUGCCAUACCCUUCAGAUUUCUUGUUCCUAUUCAUCGAGGUUUGAAUUUCCCUCGUGACGAUGUUUUAUUCACAACUAUCGUUGUACAUUCCCAAUCGUAAACAGGCAGAUGUGCAACAGAUGUUCCUCAGCCACACAUAGGAUGGGUCCAGGGCGAAAUACAAUACAUAUAGGCAAUCAAUACA